Messenger RNA from Guyanagaster necrorhizus, 615 nucleotides. RefSeq lists its product as uncharacterized. Lineage: Eukaryota; Fungi; Basidiomycota; Agaricomycetes; Agaricales; Physalacriaceae. The record is from RefSeq and is a predicted model, not a curated record. Gene Ontology annotation, cellular component: THO complex part of transcription export complex. The transcript has 4 exons. Gene Ontology annotation, biological process: mRNA export from nucleus. The coding region runs from base 1 to 615 and encodes 204 amino acids. Gene Ontology annotation, molecular function: mRNA binding.
AUGGAUUUCAACUCUACCUCUCUCUUCGACGACCUCUCCCGCCUCGUCGAGAAGGAUGGCGCCGGAAAUGAUCUUGCUACUACCCACAUUUUGGCGUCUGCACUCAUGGCUAAGCUCAAGGCCCUGAAUCGCGCUGCCAAUCUCGCUACACGCCACACAAAAGACGCGACAGCCGCUGCUCGCCAUGACAUGGACCAGUCUCAUCUUGGCCUGCAGAAUCUCCUCUAUGAAAAGCGGCACCUGGAGAGGGAGAUUGAAAAGUGUCGACAGUUUGCCUCAAUAUAUCAGGACGUCUCACUUUAUUCCCUUGAAGAAUUCAAAGAACGUGCCCCGGAGGAAGCGAAGACGGAGGAAGUGCUGGCAGACGAGCAUCAACUGAUGCUGAACCGGUUGAGUUUUGAACUCGUUGAGCGGCAGAGACUUGAUCAGCGGAAACGAGAUCUCAUGCUCGCAAAGGAAGAGUUGCUGAAAGAAAGCAAGCAGAAACAAGUCACCAUGGACAACAUCAAAACUCAAAUCGAUAACCUUGUCAAGGUGGCAAUGGAGACGCAGAAGAAGGUUGAAGAGCUUGCUCAAUCAAUACCUAAUCCCUCAAACACGCAUACACCCAGUUGA